CCCUUAUCUCAUACUUAAAUCUUCUGGAAAAAUUAUCUUAUCGUGGAUUCUUGGUCCGUUGCCGCGAUGUGAUCGCUACUUCGUCGGUUACGAGCGACUGGAAGACCCUUGAUAAUUUUUGGAGCGGUAGAUUUUUAAACGAAGCAAAACGGCUAUUGAAGCAGAGUGAUUUUAAUGAUUUAAAUAAUAAGGGAGGGCAACUCACAGUCGAGCGCGUUUUUGACUCAGGAGAAGUACUGAGUUGUUUGCUUAGUAUACUCAAAGUCUUAAGUAAUAAUAAAGCGUUCGGAAAAAUGGAUAGAGCCGUAUUGGAAGGGGCUGAAAGUGGAACACAACGACAAAGAGAAUCAACCAAUACCACUACCACAAAAUCAAGUACUGCACGUACUCCAGAUCUAGUUGAAGAUGUUAAAUUUCAUCAAUUUGAUGUAAGACAGGCUCUUUCUGUGAAUCUUUAUGGAAAUCUAAAUUCGAUAACGCGUGAUAAAUUAAUGUUAGUAGUUGAAGUGAAGACCGCGUGGGUUUUAAAGUUGGAGGUCGAUAAGUCACUUAAUGAAAAGUAUGAAGAUGAUCUGGAGAGGCAAAAUAAUGAAACAAUACCCCCAAACUGUGGCGAAAUUUCGGUUGUAGACAUAAUACGCCAGAUUUUUGGGCCCAAAGGUGAACCACGAGCCCUUGAAAUUUCUCCGACAAUAGAUGUAAGUUCGGGGAAUCCUUCGAUUUUCAAAUGCUACGCGUAUAUUUUUGAACUGUCGAGAAUAGAUACUGCUUACUCUAGCCCAGGGACAACACCGCCAUCACCGCCAUCAUCUAGUUAUGAUGAUGCAGGCGUUUACGAUAUACCGGAAAUUACUCCCACCUUGCUAAAUGAACUCCUAAAGGAACCUGAAGUACAUAUUGAAUAUGGAACAUCUAAUUUUGGUCUUCCUACCGAUCAACUUUCAAAAGAUAAAGGUUUGGUCUGGGGAGCUCGUAAGAUUGCUGGGGUGUUUGGAGGUACUGUAGGAGUUAUUGCGUACCAUUUCCAAGAUCGUAAUGAAUCCUUGGUCUUUAUGUGGAGUGUCCCAUUAAAUUACGUCUUUUACUCAAAUUGGUGGAAUAUUAAAGUUUAUAAUGGUCAUGUUAAAGCUAAUCAAGAAUUAUUUGAGAAAAUAUACAAUGACCUUCCUCAUGAGGGAGAUGGUAAAAUGUACCGCGGAAUUCUAAGUACCGAUUUGCUAUUCAAGGGUACGAUGAAAAAAUCUGGAAUAACCACUAUUGUAAUUGAGGUCCAAAAUUAUAGUUCAACUCCUCCUGUUAGAGAAAUCAAUCGAAAUUAG
Molecule: messenger RNA, 1319 nt
Organism: Funneliformis geosporum
Lineage: Eukaryota; Fungi; Glomeromycota; Glomeromycetes; Glomerales; Glomeraceae
Source: the annotation of a GenBank genome assembly